Messenger RNA from Dendronephthya gigantea, 743 nucleotides. Its product is annotated as leukocyte cell-derived chemotaxin-2-like. The record is from RefSeq and is a predicted model, not a curated record. Bases 347 to 580 code for a protein of 77 amino acids. The transcript has 3 exons. NCBI's taxonomy places the organism in Eukaryota, Metazoa, Cnidaria, Anthozoa, Malacalcyonacea, Nephtheidae.
AGCUUGCAAUGCACCCAGAUGUGACCUACUUUAGUAUUUUACUCUGUCUAAGUCAAGUUGAAUAUUUUCGCGGUGCAAUAAUAUUCCAAUCUAAAUGAGUUUUCAUCAACUCACAAAUGGUUCAGGAUAUCUUGUGGAUUGAUCUACAGCUGGGGUGAAUAAGAAAAACGCAACUUCAAAGUGUUCAUGAAAUUCACUUUCGUUUUGAUCACAAAAGAUCGUAUAGCGUAUCAAAAUAUUCAUAAAUAUUAAGUGUUGUGUUUUUUUAAACAUCCUGUAUAAGUGCGGUCAUUAUAUCGAUGAAAAGCCAUUUCAAGCUAGAAGAUUAAAUUUUAGCAGAUCAAAGAUGUUUGGAGUUGUUAAGAUCGUUGUUAUAUUCCUAGUCUUUGCAGAUAAUGCGGUUGAAUGUUUUAAACUUGGUCAGCUUUGCAGCUCAUAUGGUAGAAAUUCAAUCCGUGAAUGUGACAGUCAGGGUUGUGGUGAUUUCGGAACACCAAGAGGUUCUCGUACACACAAUGGUGUCGACAUAAUUUGCAAACCAGGGAGUUCUGUCAUGACACCAUUUGCUGCGAAGAUCUGACGAAAAUCACGUUCUUAUUCAAACAACAACAAACCAUAUAACAAUGGAUUGUAUAUUCAAGGAAGCGGAGAAGCCGAAGGUAUCAUCUCUCUCACAUUAAUAACCAAAUUCAUAUUAGGCACGGGAAAUUCAUCUUAGACAGGAAAGUUGAUUGUAAAAACCC